GCUGCUCUGCAACGGGUUGGCGAUUUCGAUCAUGCGUCCUACACUCCGCAUCGAUCUCUUCCAUCGCUGCUUCGUGAUCCUUUCGAUCCCUGCUUCCUUAUCUUUUCGAUCUCUGCUUUACGAUCUUCUCGCCCCCUCAUCCUGUACCCAAUUUCUUUAGCCUUCAAGAGUUCUCAAUUGGAUUCACAGUAAACACCCAGAAAUUUAGAGGAUUACUUUUGAGAAGCAUUGUUGGAAACGAUCAUUGUCAACUAUCUGAUUGCAAUGGACAAAGAUUGGCUAACAUUUUCGAGAAAUUAUGUUUGAGGCAUAAUUUGGACAUCAUGCGCAUAGAGAAAAAUGUUUGUGAAAGUAUUGUUGGCACAUUGCUACAUAUUAAAGGUAAAUCAAAGGAUGGACUUAAUUGUCGUAAAGAUUUAAAGGAAUUGGGUAUUCGGCAUGAUUUAUGCAUAACUGAAGAGAAAGGAAAAAAGACGAAACUACCUCCAGCACUUCACAACUUCUCUAAAGCAGAGAAACAUAUUUUCUGUAAGAGGUUGUUCGAUAUGAAGGCCGAAAUCAAGACUCCAUGCAAGACCAAUGUGGGACAGCCCUCUCCGGUGACUCCAAGGCCAUCAGAGCAGCUUGGCGGAACUGAGGGCUUGCCGAGCUUCCGUUCUCCCAAAAAGGCCGAAACCUAUGUGGGACAGCACUCUCCGGUGACUCCAAGGCCAUCAGAGCAGCUUGCCGGAACUGAGGGCUUGCCGAGCUUCCGUUCUCCCAAAAAGGCCGAAACCUAUGUGGGACAGCACUCUCCGAUGACUCCAAGGCCAUCAAAGCCGCUCGCCGGAACUGAGGGCUUGUCGAGCUUCCGUUAUCCCAAAAAGGUCGAAAUCAAGUCUCCGUACCCGACCUUGGUGGGACAGCCCUCUCCGGUGACUCCAAGGCCAUGAGAGCAGCUUGCCGGAACUGAGGGCUUGCCGAGCUUCCGUUCUCCCAAAAAGGCCGAAACCUAUGUGGGACAGCACUCUCCGGUGACUCCAAGGCCGUCAGAGCAGCUCGCCGGAACUGAGGGCUUGCCGAGCUUCCGUUCUCCCAAAAAGGUCGAAUUCAAGUCUCCGUACCCAACCUUUGUGGGACAGCCCUCUCCGGUUACUCCAAGGCCAUCAGAGCAGCUUGCCGGAACUGAGGGCUUGCCGAGCUUCCGUUCUCCCAAAAAGGUCGAAUUCAAGUCUCCGUACCCGACCUUUGUGGGGCAGCCCUCUCCGGUGACUCCAAGGCCAUCAGAGCAGCUUGCCGGAACUGAGGGCUUGCCGAGCUUCCAUUCUCCCAAACAAGGAAGAAAAUAUCGGAAAUAUCGGUAGUCCGAAAACACGGAAAUAUCGAUGGAAAU
Malus domestica (apple) is the source of this 1372-nucleotide messenger RNA. NCBI's taxonomy places the organism in Eukaryota, Viridiplantae, Streptophyta, Magnoliopsida, Rosales, Rosaceae. The record is from RefSeq and is a predicted model, not a curated record.